AUGGCGAAAGAAGCCCUCAAGGUCGUGGUGAGACUCCUGCCACCCGAAAUUACGGAAGAAGAGCUCAUCGCCACGGUUCCUGAAGCGCAUCUGAAGCGGACUACCUGGCGAAGCUUCCAGGCCGGGAAACGUUAUCGAGGCGAGGCUAAACCGUCGGUGAAUGCUCGCUGCUACUUCCUUUUCGACCAAGAGGACAGCGCUGAUAAGUUCAUCAAGGAUUACCAUGGACAUCAAUUCGUCGACGGGCAAGGGGAAAGCUUUCGUGCUGUCGCUUGCUUUGCUCCGUAUGCCAAAGUUCCCCGCCAGAAGGUGACGAAGGAUGCCCGCGACGGAACUAUCUUUGAAGACGCUACCUACAAGCAGUUUUUGGACGGAUUGGCAGUCCCAAAAGCAUUCGAGGCGCCGCCAGAUCCAGUUUCGGAGCUGCAACCUUCGAGCAAGAAGGACACCCCAUUGCUAAAUUACAUGAAGACCAGGGCGGCUGAGAGAAGAUCUCGUCAAGAGAAACGUGAAAGGGAGCGCAAGAGAUGGCACGACCGACUGGGUCGAAUAGACGAAAAGCCCCGAUGGCGGUGUGCGGAGUGCGGCACCGUGAAGCACUUAGAAGAAGAUCCAGAUUCAAGAGGAACCUUCUACUGCACGUACUGCUGGGAGAUCUGGGAAGCUCAGGAGUACAAGCAAAAGAAGAAGAAAAAGAAGUCAAAGAAGACCGAGGAAUAUGCAGAAGAAGAGGAAGAAGAGGAGGAUUGGUACGAGGAGCCAAGCAGCAAAAAGAAAAAGAAGAAAAAGAAACAUGAAGCGUAUGAAGAAGAAUGGCACGACCACGCCAGUGGCUGGCACAGUUCCGAGCAGGGAGAUGACUGGGCCUGGUACGAUGCAGAAGCCUCUGAGGAGCCCAAGAAAAAGAAGAAGAAAAAGAAAUCAAAGGACGAGGAUGAGUAUGGUGCUUGCCACUGGCACGAAGAGGACUACUGGGGCGAGCAGGAGAGCAAAACAAAAUCUAAGAGGUCAAAAGCCAAAGAGUCCGAAGAGUGGUGGGAAGAGUCGUCCAAGCCCAAGGAAACUUCUUCCAAGCGCAGGUCUCAAGGCAAGUGGAGAGAAAAGGAAGAACAGAAGGCCAAUGUUCUUCCACUGCACAUCUCUGCACGGCACUUGCUGUGCCCUGGAAAAUUGAACCCACCACAGGAGCCCGAGAAGUCUCGGCGAAGGACCGGCGUUGGGUCAGAGUGUCAGUAUCCUGCGUGGCGUUGUGAAGCUUCGCAGUCCCCGCUUGCUUGCUGA
This is a messenger RNA of Symbiodinium sp. CCMP2456, 1281 nucleotides long. NCBI's taxonomy places the organism in Eukaryota, Dinophyceae, Suessiales, Symbiodiniaceae. The record is from the annotation of a GenBank genome assembly.